Messenger RNA from Lolium rigidum, 552 nucleotides. Its product is annotated as protein NUCLEAR FUSION DEFECTIVE 2. The record is from RefSeq and is a predicted model, not a curated record. NCBI's taxonomy places the organism in Eukaryota, Viridiplantae, Streptophyta, Magnoliopsida, Poales, Poaceae. Bases 1 to 552 code for a protein of 183 amino acids. Gene Ontology annotation, biological process: RNA processing. The transcript has a single exon. Gene Ontology annotation, molecular function: ribonuclease III activity.
AUGGCCACCCCGCCGCUCGCCGCCGCCGUCCUCUUCCUCCUCCUCGCCGUCUUCGGCACCUCGCACCCACAGGCCGCGGCCGCGGAAGCGCUCGCCUCCUCCCCGUUCGACGCGGCGCUGGCGGCCCUCCAGGGCCAGAUCGGCUACGCGUUCCGGUCCCCGGACCUGCUCCGCCGCGCCAUGACGCACGCCUCCUACUCGCGCGAGAACGGGCGCGCGCUGGCCGUGCUGGGCCUCGCCGCGUCCCAGUCGGCCGCGGCGCUGCGCGCCCUCGCCGCCGACCGCGACGCGCCGGCCGCCGCGGUCUCCCGCGCCGCGCGCGACGCCGCGGGGGAGGCCGCCUGCGCCGCGGCGGGCGCGCGCGCGGGCAUCCCGGCGAUCGUGCGCGUCGCCGGCGGGACCAAGGCGUCCGCGGCGCCCGUCGUGUGCGGCGCGCUCAGGGCGCUGGUCGGUGCCGUGGCGGUGGACAACGGGACCGCCGACGCCGCCGCGGAGGUCUUCUGGCGGCUCCAGGUGCUCGGCGCCGUGCCGUCGGCAACCGCCGCCAUGUGA